Molecule: messenger RNA, 2716 nt
Organism: Aspergillus ochraceoroseus IBT 24754
Lineage: Eukaryota; Fungi; Ascomycota; Eurotiomycetes; Eurotiales; Aspergillaceae
Product: putative C6 transcription factor
Exons: 5
Coding region: 187-2676 (829 amino acids)
Biological process (GO): regulation of DNA-templated transcription; DNA-templated transcription
Cellular component (GO): nucleus
Molecular function (GO): DNA binding; zinc ion binding; DNA-binding transcription factor activity, RNA polymerase II-specific
Source: RefSeq, a predicted model, not a curated record
CUAUCCUCUUUCUCUGACUCCAAACCAACCGUAUCCCAGACAUUUCUUUUAAUUAUUAUUCCUACAUCUCCUUGGGGUCCGCCUCUCCUUUAUCUUCCCCCCCCCCCCGAUCUAGACUUGGCCCCAAGACUAUCAUGAGCUCCCGCGUCUGAUGGUGUCCUAAAACUCCGACCUCGCUAAAUCACCAUGCCGAACACUGCUUCUGCAGUGACCACAUCUUUUCAGACUUCCCCCGCGAUCUUGAAUCCGGUCGGUGAUCAGGAUAAGUAUCACAGUGCGGAUGAGUCUUGGUCUGCUGCGGACAGUGAUAAUGGUCUCGCGCCUAAUGGCUCCACGCGAGGCCUGAAACGUAGACGCCCGCUUACCGUAUCAUGUGAGCUAUGUAAGCAGAGAAAAGUUAAGUGUGACCGAGCCCAGCCCAGCUGUGGAUGGUGCUCUCGCAAUGGCCAGGUGUGUGAGUACAAGGAGCGCAAAAAGCCUGGCCUCCGGGCAGGGUAUGGCAAGGAACUAGAACAGCGGUUGGACAGGCUGGAGGAGGUCAUUCAAGCGCAAGGCCGUCUCAUUGAAACUCAUCUUCUCCAGAACCAGCCCCAUCUAUCGCAUGGCCUUUCACAACCAGCAGCUCUUUCCUACAGCUCCCCAUCAGAGCCUUCUGCAGCACAUGGGCCUAGCCCGCAAAAUGCCUUCUACUUCCAAGACCCAUCAUCUGUUCCCCCCGCCCCGCGUCGCGCGGACACAUCCAUUACUAGUCCCACUGACUUGUCAGUGAAGAAUGCCAUGCCUAAUCAUAUCCCGAGUGGCAUUCCAUCUGUCCCAUCACUACCGCAUAUCACAAAUACUACGCCUCAAAAUGACUUUACCGAUAACGAGUCAUCCUUGAAGGUGCCUGUCAACUUAUUCUCCAACCAACAACAGUCCUUUGCCGGCCCCGAGCUUGACCUUCCGCCGUAUGAUCUACUGUAUGCACUAGUAGAUCUGUAUUUUGAGCAUAUUAACACAUGGUGUCCCAUUCUCCACCGGCGAACAACACUGGACACCUUUUUUGGCCCUUCGCCUCUUGAAGAGGCGGACCGAAUGGUGCUUUAUUCAAUAGUUGUGACUACCCUUCGCUAUUCAAGUGAUAGUCGACUCACUGACGGGAACCGGAAACGAUAUCACGACUUUUCGAAACAAAAGGUGCUUCUGUACGGCCUCGAAAAUUCAUCGGUGAAGGCCCUUCAAGCUCUUGUGAUCCUCGCGCUCGAUCUAGUCGGAUCCUCUAAUGGCCCCCCAGGAUGGAAGUUACUCGCUUUAAUUACGAGAUCAGUGGUCCAACUAGGACUAGCGGUCGAAACCAAAUCAUCACUCAUUUCUCCUGUGUACCCAUCCAUAUACACCUUACGAGCAGUAACACUCCCAGAACCAGACUCGUGGAUUGAAGAUGAAGGCAGGCGCCGCCUUUUUUGGAUGGUCUACCUUUUAGACCGUUACUCCACAAUUGCAACGGCGUUCGAUUUUGCGUUAGACGAUAAAGAUAUCGAUCGCAAGCUUCCCUGCAAAGAAGAGUACUUUAUUAAAAACCAACCAGUUGAGACCAGGUGGUUCCAGUCAUCCACCGAUCGUGCGGACCGUCUGACUCGUUCAGAGAACGUAGGGUCUUUUGGCCUUUAUGUCGAGAUACUUGGCAUCCUCUCACGGAUUCAUCUCUUUCUGAAACGACCGGUGGAUAUCGGGGCUCUGUCUGAUGUCGAGGAGUGGCAAGCAAUGUAUCGCAAAUUGGACGACGAGCUGACAACUUGGGAGUUCAGCCUUCCCGCCGAGUAUGCCUAUGAAAAUGCCUCUCGGGCAUUUAAUGGGUCGAAACAAAAAGGACACCAUUGUGACUGGGUUCAGCUCCAUGCCGCUUACCAAACUGCGGUCAUUCGCCUCCAUUCGUCCGCAGCAUAUCCUACCACGCGGUCCCCGAUAUUUACGCCGUCGUACAGCGCAAGCCAAAGAUGUUUGCUUGCAGUUGAUAUCAUCCUCUCAGUGACUCGAUUUGUCAUUAACAACAACAUUCUGGACAAGCUCGGGCCACCGUUCGCUUUUACCCUCUGGGUUUCCGCUCGUUUGCUCCUUGUUCAUGGUUCCACAAUCGCCCAUACAGUCAGCCCAGAUAUCAUAUGCUUUGUUGAAACUCUCUCCCGAAUGGGCAAAUACUGGAAAGUCGCAGAACGCUACAGCUCCAUUCUGCAACGAGUUCUGGAUGAGUACAGGGAGUACCAGCAAUCCGGUGCUGCGGACGGCGAUAGAUCCACGCCAUCGUCCGUCAAGAUUCUCGCAGAUAUGCGCCGGUGCGCAUUUGACCUUGACUUUCUCAUAUCGCGACAGCCUCGGUCCUCACCCGCCGCAAGCCAAACGCCCGCUUCUACAGCCGGGGCCCUCUCACGAAACUUGGCAGCAAACGAACUGGAAUACCUCGAUGUCUUUGGCUUCUUCAACGUCCCUCGAGUUCCCCCGUCCCGCACGGCCGACAUCACCAGCCUUGACAUGAACGAAGCCGUGAAUAAUCCCAUGUCGAUCCACGGCCUCACGGGAACAGGAAACAAUAGUUCUUCCAUAGUGGGCAGCACUCUAUCCAACACGAACGAAUUCAAUAUCACGAACUACUUAGUCCCGACACCAGAGACCGACUGGCUUUUUCGUCCUGAGGGCUAAGCUCGAUCAAGAUGAGGAGGACGACGAGAAGCUUAGCCUG